This is a messenger RNA of Rhea pennata, 6210 nucleotides long. It is a transcript of the gene FAM199X, whose product is annotated as family with sequence similarity 199, X-linked. Bases 110 to 1255 code for a protein of 381 amino acids. The transcript is spliced from 6 exons. The record is from RefSeq and is a predicted model, not a curated record. NCBI's taxonomy places the organism in Eukaryota, Metazoa, Chordata, Aves, Rheiformes, Rheidae.
CCCGGCGCGCGGGCCGCGGCGGCUGAGGUAAAUCCUGGGGCCGGCGCGGCGCUGAUGGCGGUGGCGUCUGCGGCUCGGUCGCCGCGGGCGUGAGGCGCUCGCUGCCGCCAUGACCGAGGAGCUGUACGAGAAGUUCCUGGCCCCCGACGAGCCGUGCCCGCUGCUCUCGCCCCAGCACCCGCCGCGCGGCGGCAGCCUCAGCGAGGAGGGCUGCCUGGACGUCAGCGACUUCGGCUGCCAGCUCUCGUCGUGCCACCGCACCGACCCGCUGCACCGCUUCCACUCCAACAGGUGGAACUUGACUUCUUGUGGAACAAGUGUAGCCAGCUCAGAGUGCAGUGAGGAGCUGUUCUCAUCGGUUUCAGUUGGUGAUCAAGAUGACUGUUAUUCAUUAUUGGAUGACCAGGAGUUCACCUCUUUUGAUCUGUUCCCCGAAGGUAGUGUCUGCAGUGAUGUCUCUUCUUCUAUCAGCACGUACUGGGAUUGGUCAGACAGCGAGUUUGAAUGGCAGUUGCCUGGCAGCGACAUUACAAGUGGGAGUGAUGUGCUUUCUGAUGUUAUACCUAGUAUUCCAAGCUCUCCUUGUCUGCUUCCAAAAAAGAAAAACAAGCAUAGGAAUCUCGAUGAACUUCCAUGGAGUGCAAUGACAAAUGAUGAACAGGUUGAAUAUAUUGAAUAUUUGAGUCGUAAAGUCAGUAUGGAGAUGGGGCUUCGAGAGCAACUUGACAUUAUUAAGAUUAUUGAUCCUACUGCUCAGAUAUCACCUACAGAUAGUGAAUUCAUUAUUGAACUGAACUGUCUUACAGAUGAAAAACUGAAACAGGUGAGAAACUAUAUCAAGGAACAUGGACCUCGACAACGAUCUGCCAGGGAAAACUGGAAAAGGAGCAGCUACAGCUGUGCAAGUACCAGUGGUGUGAGCGGUGCCAGUGCCAGCAGCAGCAGUGCAAGCAUGGUCAGCUCUGCAAGCAGCAGUGGUUCUAGUGUUGGCAACUCUGCUUCAAAUUCAAGUGCCAACAUGAGUCGAGCGCACAGUGAUAGUAACUUGUCAACAAGUGCUGCAGAAAGAAUCCGGGAUUCAAAAAAACGUUCUAAACAACGGAAACUACAGCAAAAGGCUUUACGCAAGAGACAGCUGAAAGAACAAAGACAGGCUCGUAAGGAGAGACUGAGUGGAUUAUUUCUUAAUGAAGAAGUACUAUCUUUAAAAGUGACUGAGGAGGACCAUGAAGGAGAUGUGGAUGUUUUAAUGUGACAGGGGUGAAUUUAUCAGUGUUCUUUCUAAGCCUUAAACGUAUUAUCCUUAUUGUUUACAUAUAUUUCUUGACCAAAUUUUGAUUAGUGUUAAUAAUAUAAACCAGAUCCUUUCUCAACUGUAACUUUGGUAAGCUGUUCUAAGUGUUGAGUAGCUUGAUCUUUUUAGACUAAUUUCGCAACAAAUACUUCAGGAACUUCAUUGACUUCUGAAAAUCUGCUGAAUAGAUACUAUUUUAAGGAGAAAUUAAUUUGGCUAAUAUGCUACUUACCUAAAGAAAUCAAUCUAGAGAUGCUUUUGGAUGACAUUAAGAAUGCAGUAGUAUGCUUCAGCUUUUUUCCCUAAUUAAUGUUUCACUUGGCAUAUUCUCUCUUUUCCUUGUUUGUUAUUGGGAAGACUGUUUAGCAUGAGAAACAAGUCUUUAAUUAUAUAAGAUUUUCUUUGAUCUUGCUCUUGGAUCAUACAAAAUCAAAACACUGUGAUAAAUCUUUCUAGAAGUUAUGAUUGUGACUUUUCUCAAAUUCCACAGAAAAGAAGAAGCAGGACUUCUAAUGUAGAGAACCUGUAACACAAAUAAUACUUAGUAAUAUAGUUCUUUAGGAAGCAUUUACAAUUAAAAAAAAGAACCUUGCAAACUUAGUAUUUAAAAAGUUAUUUUGCUGCUCAAUAUCUUAUAGUCUGAUUGUUACUAAUAGUUAACCAGCACAUCCCUAGUAUUGCUACUAAUUAAAACAUCUUUAUGCAUUAAAGUACACUAAUCUUCAAUUAAACUGUCUAGGACACUACUACAGUAUGGCUACUGAAAAGAAAGUGCAAACAACUCUGGCGCUUUUUUUAAACCCAGAAGUAUAUCUAAAUAUAUUCGUUUUGCUGGCAAGAGAACUUAAUGCAAUUGUGUCUUUUUAAUUAUAUGUUAAGUCACUUUAUGACCUAGCAGAGUAUAAGUUUUCUUUGUGGGUCAUUGCAUCAUUACUAAAAUAUUUCAGAAUUCUGUGUUUGAAAUACCUCUUUUUUAAGAAAAAGAGGUGAACUUGGGACUUUCAUGUAGGGAGAUAAUUUUACCUUUUUUACUAAUCCUGUCAAUCUGUAAAGUGACUUCUGUGUUUAUCUUAGAACUUCUUGCUACAGGAUACCUCCUCCCCCUCCUGAUGCUUCUAAAUUUGAGCGCAAAAUUCAAAGGUUUACAAAAAUAUUUUCUGGAUUUGAAUUUAGGAGAUUGUUUAUUAUAUUGGUGCUUCAUUAUUUUCAUUUUGCUCUUGUGAAUAAAGAGUUCGUCAGUUUUGGGCCCAGGUACGUAUAAAUGCAAGGAUAUAGCCCAAUCAUGCUGAAUUGCAUGAUUGACUUUAUGUAGCUAUGGGACGAUUCAUGUCCAUUUCAUAAGUCCUACUUGCACUUACUAGCCCUGAUGGAUCCAUUUUAGUGGGCUCCAUUUAAAUCUCACUCUUGGCAGGCUGUUAAACUAAGUUGAGGAGAAAUGGUAUUCUGUGAGCAAUGAAAUGCUAACAAUAAUACAUUUAAGAUCGUAUAUCAGAAUAAAACUAAAAGUGAACUUAUGUAUUUUUAGGAAAUAACGAACCUGCCUAGGACUAGGCCUACCUUACUAUCAAGACAUGGACACGCAGCUCUAAUUACAAACUGCCAACUGAGAACCACUUGUACACUGCUGCAGGAUGUGUUAGGUUUCUGAAAUGGCUAGAAUGUGUUUAUUUCAGAGAUGGUAUUCUAUGUAGUCUCUGAAUAACCUAAACAGUAAAAUAUUUAAACUAUAGCAUGAGAAACAUCUUUGAUUAAAAAAAAAAAAAAAAAAGAGGUCCACAAUCAAAAUAGUAUAUGUAAAUUUAAACACUCUCACUGCCACUAGACCAUAGGUACCCAGACUUGGCCAGUGACCACUUAAAAACUAAAUAAUGUUAUUUUAAACUUGCAUACUACCCAUCUCAUAUUGCCAGUCAUUUGGCCACUAACUGGAAGUGACUGUAACUUGUCAAUAUUCCUUGCGCAGUGCUACAGCUGGCUGAUAUACUCCUUUCCUCCUGAUGAAAUAGUGUUAAAAACUUAACAGUGUUCAGAUGCCUGAGAAUGCAGGAGUUUAAUGUAGAGUUUAUUUUUAGAAUCUCAGAGGAAAAAAAAUACAUUGCUGUCAAUUUGACUAUUUUCAGUGUCCAGUUGUUGAACUCUUGCAACUUAGAAUGGCAGUUACAGAGGAAUUCAUUACGAAAUGUUUCACUGUCUUUGCACUGUUACAGUUCAGUAAACCUUUACUUUCUGCAGUGAUUUUGAAAUGUUAAUCUCUCUCCUUCCCACUCCUGAAAAAAUACAUGCUUGAUACUGUGGAGCACUGAAACUCUGAAAUGAACUGUAAGAAGUGUGCAAUACCUCAGUGUGGUGGACUGUGGAAGUCUUGCUUUAUUCUGUAUCAGCAGCUCUUCAGAGUUUAAAAUCCCUCUGGCUUUGAGACCCCUCUUUUUGAAGAGGUACAGCUUUUUCUGGUCACCUGUCUACCAGCUUCCAGGGAAUAUGAAAUGAGGGAGUGACAGUAGUUAUCCUUAUAUUGGUGUGAACAGGUAAUUAAUCUGAAUGAUUAGGUGGUUCCAAUUACCAAUUAUUGUAUUGAAUGAAAGUCUUGAGUACCUAAUCAGUACGCAGUACCAGAGUAGCUAAUAGUGGUAGCUCAUCUCUAGCUGGGUACUUCAGUCACUUGUGUAACUGUUCAAAGGAGGAAAAAAAGUGGAUUUCCAGAAGCACUGUGUUAACAACUUAUAGCUUUGUGGUCUCCUAGUUCCAGGAGGUUUAUAGCUUAAGGCUACAAAACUGCGAAAGCUCUGAUCAGAAGGCAGACUGUCUUUAUGCCAGUGCUUGCCUGAACGUUGUCUUUGCCAAGUACUUGGCAUCUCAGAAAACCAGACUUGAAGUAACUGCGAUAUUCCAGAUUGGUUGCAUCCGUACUUUCUACAGUGCUCAAUAUUAUAUGAGAUCCCUCGUAGUUCUAGUGAUGAGCUUCUCUCUCUCUCUCUCUCUCUCUCUCUCUCUCUCUCUCUCUCUCUCUCUCUCUCUCUCUCUCUCUCCCCCCCCACCCCCCCAAUACUGGGGCCUUUCCUUGCAAGGUGCUGGAUGCUUACAGUUUGUGCUGGAUACCCGUGGCGUCAGUCUGGCAGUUAGUUUUAGCAGUCUGUUGUCGUUCUGUAGCUAUCGGAACCUGACAAGUUCUAGAUAGUCUCCUGUAAAACAAAGCAGGAGCAGCAGUGGCUAACAGCCAAAGUAGCAAAAUAAGAUUUAACUAAAAUUCCAAUUUUUUUGGCAGUGCUUUUUAAAAAGGAUUUGAAUUUUAUUUCUAAGCUUGACAUUUCCUUCAAUGAAAAACAGAGACGAACAAAAAACUAGUAUGUGUAUGGCUCCACAGUACUGAAGCAAUAUAUCUAGGUGCUUUGAACCCACUGUAAUAUGAAUGUAAUCAGUUUACACUCUGUAAUAUUAACUGUUUGCUUCCAUGGUAAUUCUUUCUCUAAAAAGGCUUAGAAGGAGCACUGAAAGUCUGAUUGCAAGAGGACUGUAAACAAUAGAGAAGACUUGUUUUUUUUAUAUAUAUAUAUAUAUAUAUAUAUAUGAUUUUAAAUAUGAGGAAGAAAACUAGUUGCCUGACAGACCUGUUAAUAUUUGUGCGUUUAUCUAACUUCAGAACCCUUCGUCUCUCUUAAGAUAUUAACUAUUUUUCUUUAUAUGGGAAACGAUUAAAGGGUAGUUAUAGUAUAUUCAGCGUGGGAUGCUUACUGAGAAGAGCAAGCAAAGUCGUGCAAGACUUGCCUGGGUUUAACUUUUAGUUCUCGUAUUGUGGUUUAAAACCUGUGAAGAUUACUGUCUGGGGAAAAAGCUGCUUAAAUUUAUUCAUAUGCGCUUACAUCAGAGUGCAUAUUAGAGAAGCAUAUAAAAAUGGCAAUAUUUACUGCUCAUCUAAGCUAAAUGGCCUGAGGCCAGUACUUUUUCCUAAGACUCUAUGAGCUUUGAAAUCAGUUGACACCUUGCUCCAUAAAUACUAAUUACCUAACUAUUUUGGGGGUGCUCUUGAAGUUCACUUUUUGUAAGCCAGACUUUUAAGCCAAUAGAUCUAACAAUAUUGGCCAUGAAAGUUCUUGAGUUUACUGUUCUUGCAGUUCUUUGGCCCAGAAAAUCUGGUCAACAUGUGGUUUUCCACUUCGGAACUGCAAGGAUUGCUUAUUAAUAUACCAAGUGCAAAUGUUAGUGACAGUCAAAGCUUGUCUGUUUUGAUUAUUAAGUCUCAGUAAUCAUACCUGCAUUUCUCUCUUAUCUGGCAAACUUUAAAACACUUCCAGUUUGCAAGAAAAUUCUUAAAUACAAAGGAAAAAACGUGAUGUUGAAGCCUUGAAUAUAAUUCAUAACCAAAGCAAGGAGAAAGUGGAGUUUUGUGGUGUGUAUGGGGGUUUGGGUUUUCUGUUUUUUGGUUUAUUUUUGGGGGAUGGGUGGGGAGAAUAGGAGGUUAGAAGGUUGGAUGGGUAGAUUAGAGUGAAUGGAAGUGAUUAUAUUGAGGCUUCUUUUUUUUUUUUUUUUGUUUUUUUUUUUUUUUUUUUGUUUUUCUUUCUUUCUUUCCAGGUUCUCUGCUAAUUGUAUGCUACAAUGCACUUUUGUAUAGGAAACUGUCUUCUGUACAUUCUGUACCUACUUUCCACAAUGUUUAUAAGAGACUUUUUUUCUGAAGUUGUGAAGGAUUUAUCAAUAGCUGCCAUGCUGGUGACUGACGCUGUUUAUUUCAAGCUUUCAUUGUAUUUGAAAAUAGUCAUGUGCAUAUUGAAGCACGGGUUGCAAUUAAAACUGGCAACAUAGCAAAUAUAUUCUGAUGAAACUAUGUGGUAUCUUGUUCAGAACAGGAGGGGUUUAUGCAUAGGGCUUGUGUACUCACUGCUUAGGCAGAAAAUACAAAUAAAUGUAGCACGUAUCAACUA